Molecule: messenger RNA, 174 nt
Organism: Prunus armeniaca (apricot)
Lineage: Eukaryota; Viridiplantae; Streptophyta; Magnoliopsida; Rosales; Rosaceae
Source: the annotation of a GenBank genome assembly
AUGCAACGUCACGAGUACAGAAAGACGAACAGAGGUGGUGAAGACAAUGAUGGUUGUCCGGGAGAGGAGAGAAUCCCGCCAACUCUUGAGCUGUGUUCUCUGACAUAUGGGGGAGGGGGAAAGAAGGCUCGAAGACAUCAAAUGUUAACAGUUGAUCUGCUGCAAGAGGCAUAA